AUGCCUGGACCGAGUAAACGGUGGGAGGAGGAGGAAGACUCCUCCAGCUCCGCUCCGGAUUCUCCCCCUACCGCCCCAGCACGGCGCGGGAAAUUCGAUGACGAGGAGGCCGAGGACAGCGAUGUUCUAGAAUCCUGGGACGCUGCCGAGGACUCCGAGGUCGAGCGUGAGAAAGUCAAGAAGGCUGAGGAGGCGAAGGCGAAGGCCGAAGCUGAAGCUGCUGCGAACAAGAAGUCUAAGGCUCAGCGCAUUGCCGAGCGCCAAGCUGAGCGACUUCGUAUACUCGCCCAAGCCGAUGAUGAUUCGAGCGACGAAGAGGAGACCGAGGCCCAAAAGCGUGAGCGACUGCGUUCCACUGAAAAGGAGUCUGAUCUUCGUCAUGCCGAGGACCUCUUUGGCGCAAUCGGAAUCAGCAAUCGCAAGGCCACGACCGCUGGUAGCGCUGUCGUGAUUGACGCAAACGACCCAAAUACUACUGUGGACUUGGCUUCGCUGCCACUCUUCAAGCCUUCCAGCAAGACACAAUUCGAACAAUUGCGUAGCACCCUCGUCCCGAUUCUGCUCGACAGCUCCAAGAAGCCCCAAUACGUCCUUUUCCUACAGGAAUUUACCAAGCAACUCGCCAAGGACCUUCCUAGCGACCAGAUCAAGAAAAUCGCGAGCACUCUGACGACACUCAGCAACGAGAAGAUGAAGGAAGAGAAGGCUGCUGAGAAGGGCGGGAAGAAGUCCAAGGCAGCCAAGACGAAGACUACCCUUGUCGGUGUAAGCCGUGCACCCGCCGCGGACGUGAAUUCGUAUGAAGAUACGUUUGCAGAUGAUGACUUCAUGUGA
This is a messenger RNA of Lasiosphaeria miniovina, 834 nucleotides long. RefSeq names its product eukaryotic translation initiation factor 3 subunit J. The record is from RefSeq and is a predicted model, not a curated record. Gene Ontology annotation, molecular function: translation initiation factor activity. The transcript has 4 exons. Bases 1 to 834 code for a protein of 277 amino acids. Gene Ontology annotation, cellular component: eukaryotic translation initiation factor 3 complex; cytoplasm. Lineage: Eukaryota; Fungi; Ascomycota; Sordariomycetes; Sordariales; Lasiosphaeriaceae.